CUUAAAAGAUGAAAGUUAGACAAGUUAGUUCUAAUUCAUAAUUCUUAGAAUUGUAAUUUUUAUCGCCAGAAAGAUUACAGUAUAAGCUUUAAUAUUUUAGUUAUGUGUAAAUAAAAUUAUAUCAAUAUAGAAAAUAGUUUAUAUUAAAUAAAUCAAAAUGGAAACAGGCAUUGAAUCAAUGAACAAUGAUUUACAAACGAAAAUUACAUCACUUGCUGCAAGAAUCACAUUACUAGAAACUGAAAAAAUACAAGAGAGAAAUUCAUUCGAUGGGCAAAGAGCAAAAAUGAAAGAUUUAUUUCUACAGAAGGAAGGUGAAGUAAUGCAAUUAAAAAAAGAAAAUUCUACAUUAUUAUCUGAAUUACAAAAAUUAACACAAGAAUUGGACGAGGCUAAAAGCCAAUUAGUUGCAACAGGUUAUCAAAUGGAAACGGAUUUAAAAGAACAACAAUCUAAAGCACAGGAAGAAAUCGCUACAUUACAGCAGCUUGUUCAUGAGACAAUUGAAGAAAAUAGCAGUUCUAGGUCAUUAUUUGAUAGUGAAAUUUCUCGAUUAAUGGCUGUAGUUGAGAAACUACAAACUGAGAACAAACAACUUCGAGCAAAAGAACAAGAAAGUGCAAGUUUAGCUCCAGCAGUCGUUUUGUCAGCAAUGACUAAAACGUUAGCAAGAAAACUUGGUGCAGAUUCUAUAGAUAGCAAUGAUGAAACAAAAAAAGGCAUAAGACAUGCUCAAGAAGAUGCUGAAGUACUGCGUUCAUUAGUGGUUCCCUUAGAAGAAGAAAUUAAAGCUUUAAAACAAAAGUUGAGAUCAGCAGAUGAACAAUUACAAAUGUACAACCAAGAAAAAAGUAGUAAUAGAUUGUCUUCAAAUGGAGAAAAUUUAGAAGACACUUCUUUAUUAAAUUCCAGUGUACAUUCAUCACAUAAUGUCUGUGAUAUGUGCAGCAACUAUGAAGCUCAGUUAGUACGUGCUCAACAGUCAGUAUUAUCUUUAGAAAAUAAAUUAUCAUUUUCUGAACAAAAUACUGAGCGGGCAAAUGAAAAUAUAAAACGAGAAAUUCAGUUGCGGAGCGAAAUGCAAGCGAAAUGGGAACAUCAAAAAGAUCAGUAUAAAUCACAGGUAGAAGAACUUUGUAGCAGAACUGUUGCGACUGAAAAGGAAUUAGCUGAAUUAAAAUUACGAUUUCCCCAAUUUUGUAGCCAGAUUAUGGAGCAAUUAUCUAGUCUAACCCAGCAGCGAGAACAAGUGCAUUUAUAUAUGAUGAAAUUAAAGGCUGAAAAUGAAAACCUUCUUGGAAAGCACCAUGCACAUUCUCAGAAACUGCAGAGUGAAAUGAUUAAUUUACCAGAUAAAGUGGAGGAGUUGCAAGAACUCCUACUUAGGUCACAUGAAGAAUUAAUUGCUGCAAAAGUAGCAGCAGAAACAUAUGCUGAGAAAGAACAAACUGUUAAAUGUGAAAUUCUGUUACUGAGGGACCAAAUGGUUAUGGAACAACAGCAGCGUGAAACAUUAGAAAAUAGUUUAGUUCAAGAAAAUAAUAAUUUGAAGAGGCAAAUUCAUCAACAUGAACAAGAACGAAGAAGUUUUAGUGCUAAUCGGGAGAAAAUGGAACAUUUCGGUAGACAAUAUGAAGAGUGUUCAAAACAAAAUAAACAAUUGGAACUUAUAGUCCACGAUCUUAGGCAGAGAGUUGCCUCUUUACAGCAAGAGUUAGACAAUAGUGAAGCAGUACAAAAAGACUUCGUAAGGUUGUCCCAAUCUUUACAAGUAGAGUUAGAAAAAAUUCGUGCUGAGGACACGCAAGUUAGGUGGCAACAUGAUGAAGAUGUUGAAGAAUGUCCAACUUGUAGGCAUGGAUUUAAUGUGACUCGAAGGAAGCAACACUGUCGACAUUGUGGACAAAUAUUUUGCUCAGUUUGCUUGACGCAUGUUGUUAAAAGUGGUCCAAACAGUCGACCGUCUCGUGUGUGUGAUGUUUGCCAUACACUUUUGGUGAAAGAAACUGCUCCUUACUUUAGUACUGAACCUCCACAUUCUCCAGAUUAA
Molecule: messenger RNA, 2050 nt
Organism: Ctenocephalides felis (cat flea)
Lineage: Eukaryota; Metazoa; Arthropoda; Insecta; Siphonaptera; Pulicidae
Product: rab GTPase-binding effector protein 1-like
Exons: 13
Coding region: 158-2050 (630 amino acids)
Biological process (GO): endocytosis
Cellular component (GO): intracellular membrane-bounded organelle
Molecular function (GO): growth factor activity; metal ion binding; GTPase activator activity
Source: RefSeq, a predicted model, not a curated record